This is a messenger RNA of Gavia stellata (red-throated loon), 1425 nucleotides long. RefSeq names its product programmed cell death 2 (gene PDCD2). Gene Ontology annotation, cellular component: cytoplasm; nucleus. NCBI's taxonomy places the organism in Eukaryota, Metazoa, Chordata, Aves, Gaviiformes, Gaviidae. The transcript has 6 exons. The record is from RefSeq and is a predicted model, not a curated record. Bases 1 to 1131 code for a protein of 376 amino acids.
AUGGCGGCCGGCGUGGAGCUGGGCUUCGCGGCGGCGGCGGGGCCGGGCGGCGCCUGGCGGCUGCGCAGCGCCUACUUCCCCAGCAAGGUCGGGGGGCGGCCGGCGUGGCUGGGCGAGGCCGGGCUGCCGGGCCCCGCCGCCCUGCGCUGCGGCCGCUGCCAGCAGCCCUGCGCCUUCCUGCUCCAGCUGUACGCGCCGCUGCCCGGCCGGCCCGACGCCUUCCACCGCACCCUCUUCGUCUUCGCCUGCCGCGGCGCCGCCUGCUACCGCCUGCCGGGCCCGCGGGGGCCCCUCUGCGUGUUCCGGAACCAGCUGCCGCGGCGGAACGACACCUACCCCGAGGAGCCGCCCCCCGAGGAGCCGCCGCCGGGCCCCGCCGCCGCGCCCCCCCGCCGCCUCCGCGGCGGCGCCGCCCUCUGCCGCGUCUGCGGCUGCCUGGGGCCCCGCGCCUGCGGGCGCUGCCGCCGCGCCGCCUACUGCGGCCCCGAGCACCAGGCGCUGGACUGGCGACGGGGGCACCGGCGGUCCUGCGGGCAGCACGCCGCCGGAGAUGACUCAGCGGGUGCAAUUCCAGAGCAUAACGAAUUCCUUUUUCCAGAAUAUGAAAUUUUGAUAGAACCUGAGGAACCAGAAUUUCCUGCUGACAGUAGUGUGGAUCCCGAUGAUGAACAAGGAGCUAUAGAUACAUCAAAGGACCUGAAAGAACAAGAGCAACUUGGAGCUACAGGCAGUGCAGGUGAAGCAUUUCAGUCCUUAGAUGAAGAGACAUUGGAAGCAAUGGCAAAACAUGAAACCAAAGAUGACAAGAUCUUCCAAAUGUUCAAAGAGCGAGUAGCUGCCGAACCAGAGCAGAUUAUUAGAUACUGCAGAGGAGGAGAAGGCCCAAUCUGGGUAUCAGGUGAAAAUAUUCCUGAAGAAAAAGAUAUCCCAAAUUGUUUAUGUGGUGCCAAAAGGAUUUUUGAAUUCCAGAUUAUGCCGCAGCUCCUGAACCACCUUCAGGUUGACAGCCUUGGAGAGAGCGUUGACUGGGGAACGCUGGUGGUGUACACUUGUGCUGACAACUGCGGUGAGGGAAAUGAAUACCUGGAAGAAUUCAUAUGGAAACAAGACUUCUCUGCAGGUUCUAUUUAACGUCCAUCAAGUUACUAAGUUGACUCAUCUAAAUAGAGUACUUGCCUUGUUUCAGUGCAUCUCUGCACUUGGCAAACAUGUAAUUGAACUAAAGUCACCAAUAUCUGUGUAUCUUGUAACAAUGACAGAACUACUAAAAGCAGACCUUGACAGCCUCUCUCUUGUGCUCCACAGGAGCUUUUACUUCAGCCUGGUAAUGAAGCCAGUUGCAUUUGUUCAUUGAAUUUCAUUCACUUCAAAUCUCAAUUGUGAAUGUUUAAAUAAAGAUUAAAUAUUUUUGGAUUGGUGAAAGUA